This is a messenger RNA of Panicum virgatum (switchgrass), 4178 nucleotides long. RefSeq names its product protein NLP1-like. NCBI's taxonomy places the organism in Eukaryota, Viridiplantae, Streptophyta, Magnoliopsida, Poales, Poaceae. Bases 394 to 3174 code for a protein of 926 amino acids. The transcript is spliced from 6 exons. Gene Ontology annotation, molecular function: protein binding; DNA-binding transcription factor activity. The record is from RefSeq and is a predicted model, not a curated record.
CAUCUCUCUCUCCCUGUCUGUCUUUUCCAGCGGAAACGAUCUGAUCCACGAAGCACGCGGACAGGAAUCGCCUCUUCAUUCUUCUGAAACAGCCGCGUCUCUCUCCGUGUCUCUGUGGCGAUCAGAUCGAUCGUAGAGAGCGAACCGGCAAGGGAAGAGGUACUGGCUGCUGCAUCCACAUCCACUGUUCUAUUGGCGCGCCGCUGCCGCGACGAGCGAGAGAUCGGCAUGAGAGUGAGUUAAUCCAGCCUCCUCGGUUCGUGGCUCGCGUCGCGUUGGUUGCUUGGCUCAGGCGCGGCGGCGGUUCCAGUUCUCGUGCUGCUUUCCCCGAUCGGCAUGCCAAGAUUCUCAAGUCCAGCCCAUCAGUGAGCUGCUUCUGUUUGUCCGGACGGCAUGGAGCAGCCGGCGUCCCGGAGAGACGAGGACGCGCUGCCGGGCUACGCCGUCAUGGAAUUGGAGGACGUCGCGGUCGGCGACCUGGAUCUCAUGGAGGAGCUGUUCAUGGCGGCGCCGGGGUUCGAUUUCUCCGACUUGUCGCUGCCCGGGGCCGGCGCGCCCCCGGGGGCCUGCUUCUCGCCGCUGUUCGACAUCUGCAGCACCACCACCACGGCGACUCCCCCCGCGCCGGCGGGCGAGGACGACAGGGGCGACCCGGAGAGGGCCGACCGGCCCGACGCGGCCGCGGCCGCCCCGCCGCGCCCCGCCUGGCUCUUCCAGCCCGGGCAGGAGGUGGAGGCCACGGUGAAGGAGCGGCUGCGGCGCGCGCUGGAGCGCAUCGCGUCGCUGUCGCAGACGCAGCCCGGGGAGCUGCUCGCGCAGGUCUGGGUCCCCAUGCUCAUCGGCGACCGCCAGGUGCUCACCACCUGCGGGCAGCCCUUCUGGCUGGACAGCCGCAACCAGCGCCUCGCCAAUUACCGCUCCGUGUCCAUGGAGUACCAGUUCUCCGCCGACGAGAGCGCGCGCGCCGGGCUGGGGCUGCCCGGCCGCGUCUUCGUCGGCCGAGUCCCCGAGUGGACGCCCGACGUCCGCUACUUCUCCACCGAGGAGUACCCGCGCGUCCGCCACGCGCAGUCCUUGGACAUCCGCGGCAGCGUCGCGCUCCCCAUCUUCGAGCCCCGCACCCGGGCAUGCCUCGGCGUCAUCGAGCUCGUCAUGACCACGCAGAAGAUCAACUACAACGCCGAGGUCGAGAACAUAUGCAGCGCUCUCAAGGAGGUUGAUCUCAGAAGUACUGAUGUUUCAAGUGAUCCCCAUGGAAAUGUGGCUGAUAUUUCUUACCGAGCAGUUGUACCGGAGAUCAUUGACGUUCUCAGAGCUGUUUGCGAGAGACACAAGCUACCACUAGCCCAGACUUGGAUACCAUGCAUCUGCCAAGCAAAGAGGGGAAGCCGCCACUCCGAUGAAAAACUCAAGUACUGCGUGUCCCCUGUGGAUGAGGCAUGUUAUGUUCGUGACCAAGCUGUAAAGGGCUUUCACCAAGCUUGCUCCGAUCAUCAUCUGUUCAGGGGUGAGGGUGUUGUUGGUAGGGCAUUUGGGACAAACGAGCCAUGUUUCUCCCCGGACAUUACUGCCUACAGCAAGGUCCAAUACCCUCUCUCACAUCAUGCAAAACUUUUCAGCUUGAGGGCUGCAGUUGCCAUCCGGUUGCGAAGUAUUAGGACUGGAACCCUUGACUAUGUCUUGGAAUUCUUCCUGCCCGUGGACUGUAUAGAGAGCGAAGAGCAGCGGGCCAUGCUUAAUUCUUUGUCCAUUACAAUACAGCAGACCUGCUAUACAUUACGAGUUGUCAGCUUGAAAGAACUAGUGGAUGAAGGAUCAUUUGAAACAAGUACACUAACCCCAGCAAAAUUUUACGACAAGCCUAUUCAUGAAAACUUGGAUGAGGUUUGUAGCAACAUUGAAGGUCCUGCGAGGACAACAUCGCUGGAAACUUCUGAGGAAGUAUCUUCGUGGAUAGCAAGCCUUGUGGAUGCUCAAAGUAAGGGAGCAAAAGAAAUGUUUGGUGACCUUCCAUUUGGAUUCAGCAAGCAAGAGGAUGAAGGGUUCAGUGUUACGGCUGGCUGGCAUACUUCACCUGUACUAGGCCCGAAAGGUAGCAUCUUUUCAGAGAUUAAGCAGCACGAAGAAUAUGAGGUCAAGGAGCCAAUUUGUUCCAGAGGUCCAAGCCCUUCCAACAUGAACAAAACAGUAGAGAAGCGGCGCACUAAGAUGGAGAAAACUGUUAGCCUGGAAGAGCUUCGGAAGCAUUUUGCUGGCAGCCUGAAAGAAGCUGCAAAGAAUUUAGGAGUGUGCCCUACAACAUUGAAGAGAAUAUGUAGGCAACAUGGAAUUAAUCGUUGGCCAUCACGGAAGAUUAAGAAAGUUGGGCACUCCCUGAAGAAACUGCAAAUGGUGAUUGAUUCGGUACAUGGUGCUGAAGGAACAGUUCAACUCAGCUCACUCUAUGAAAACUUUACCAAGACCACAUGGUCAGAAAGAGAAUUACAGGGGGAUGGCACUUAUCCAUUAUCUGAGCAAAAAGAUCACUUGGAACCUUCGGUUCCUGAUCGACAGUGCGAGGGCAGAUUCACUUCGCAUACUUCUGGCUCUAAUUCUCUCUCUCCCUCAUGCAGCCAAAGCUCAAACUCCAGCCAUGGUUGUUCCAGUGGUUCAAAAUCACAACAGGAUGGCAAUGCUCCUCAGCUUGCAGUCAAGCAAGAAGUUUUAAUGGAGGAGAAUCAGAGCUCCACACUACUGAAAGCUGCGAGCCAUGCAGAACUGCAGAUGUUUACUGAAGAAAGGCCCGUCGUGCUGCCUAGGUCUCAGAGUCAAAUGCUUGUAAGUGAACAAAAGCCAGAGGAAAACAUGUCAGGCAUGCAAAAGUCUAAGCCGGUUUCUCUCAAAAUAAAAGCCAUGUAUGGUGAAGAAAGAUGCAUAUUCCGACUUCAACCUAGUUGGGGUUUUGAAAAGCUAAAAGAAGAAAUUGUUAAGCGGUUCAGUAUCGCUCAGGAGAUGUACGUGGACCUAAAGUACUUGGAUGAUGAAUCUGAGUGGGUUCUUUUAACAUGUGAUGCGGACCUUCUGGAGUGUAUUGAUGUCUACAAGUCAUCAAAUGCUCAAACAGUAAGAAUCUUGGUAAAUGUUAAUGUUCAGCCAGUGCUUGGUCCUUCCUUUGGUCAAACUGGUUUGCCCUGACAUUGGCACUAUGCCAAACCAGGAUGCAGAACAAGCAUGAACAUCUUUUACUGAAGGAGUUUGACAUGGCCCUCAGUUUUAAGUCAUGAUAUGCACAGGCUGAAUCUGUAAAUACCUAUACUUCUGUUAUCAUCCAAUGGUCAUAUGCCCAGCAAACCGUGAUCAACCAAUGGUCAAGUGGUCUGUAAAGUUCUGUCUCCUGGGUAUGUGCUAGGAGUGGAAAGGAUGUGAUUGUCAAUGUUCCCUGUCAGCGGUUGGGUACUGCAUACAGUCUUGUUCGUGGCAGGGGAAGAUGGAAAUUUGUGCUUCUAGUUCAGUUUCAUAACUGUAAAGUAGUGUAUUGCAGCUACCAAACUAGUGUACAGAAAAUAUAGGUAAUAGGGUUAACUAGCAUUGAUUUGCCGAAAUGAAGCUUUGGAUUAAGUUUAGCAGUCAUUAACAGGUUAGCGCACAGAUAUGAGUUCUUUGGGGGUUUUACCUGUUCCAAAGUUGUGUAAUGUUCCCUUUGAGGUUCAACUUUUGAAAGAUCGCCCGUAAGUUACAAGGUUUGGAAUCAACAGAAUUUGCCAAUGCUAUAAUGCAUCCGACAAGGAAUGCUGAAGCGCCUCCUCACCAGUAGGCAAAGGAUACAUGAGAGCAGGGCACUGGAGCUCAAGAGCGCUUGCAGGCAACAGUGCACGCAUCAAGCUCGUCUCCUUAUUCCAGGUGCAACUUUGUUGGUACCGGAUCGAUGUUAAAAAAAUCAGAUUUUGUAUGGACACCAAACAUUUCGCAGUUUUUUCAUGCAUGUCUCUGCUUCACCCUUUCAGAAGGGAUGGUGAAUAAUUUGUCAAGUUACAAGGCUGGACAUGUCUAGUCUCCUAGACCCAGUGAUCCAUGUAGAUUUUUUGCUGUAUUGUACUCGUAUGAUCAUUUUCUUCCUGUACUGGAAAUCUUGAAUACUAGUAGGAUGUUUUGAGGUAAUAUGUUGUGUAUUUAUGCUCAAUGUACAUUUAUUUCAGAAA